Messenger RNA from Bombus pyrosoma, 623 nucleotides. RefSeq lists its product as uncharacterized. Gene Ontology annotation, biological process: negative regulation of biosynthetic process. The transcript is spliced from 4 exons. The coding region runs from base 156 to 482 and encodes 108 amino acids. The record is from RefSeq and is a predicted model, not a curated record. Lineage: Eukaryota; Metazoa; Arthropoda; Insecta; Hymenoptera; Apidae.
CUUGCAAGUCUAAAAAUCUUGACAGUGCUUAGUACAUCAGUCUGUUUGUUUGCUUCGUUACUCUUAAUAAUUAUUAGUAAAAUAUAAGAAUAUUUUUGGUUAAGAGUAGUAUCGGUGAAUUAAAUUCCGUAUAUGUUAACAGAAUAACAUUACAGAUGCCAUACAUUUUAGUACGUGGUAAUCUUGCAUCGUAUGGUCAUAGAUACCCAUGGAGAGUUUUAGUAUCAGGUCUUAAAGCAUCAGAUAUAGAACAACUGAGUCGUUUCGCUUCUGGGGGAUAUUGUGAUGAUUCGACAAUAGUGUAUUUACAACAUCCUUGUGUAAUAUUAACUGCUUUAGAAGUUCUUGGUUACAAAGUCGUAGCAUCUUCAAGUACAAGUGUUAAGCAAGAUUAUAAUGAGUACAUGUGGACUAUGAGAAAAGAUUUUUCUGAACCUGAACCUGAACCUGUUAUUAAGACAGUAAAAGACAACGAAGUUUAACAAUCCUCUUUAGCUCAACAAUGUCGCAAUCAGUGAAUACAAGUGUCGCAAAAUUAGCCAAUGAAAUGAAUGAUGAUGAGAAUUACUAUUACGUUGGCGUAAAAGCCUCGCCGUUUGCGAAUGAUUGCGUUGUCUUCGGUU